UGCACACAGCCAGAGGGGGAGUUCAGCUCGUUUCACCGUUCACCGACUCCGCGUGACGCUUAAACACGAGCAGCGCGCGGCGAACGCGACGAAGCUCUCGCGCUCUCUCACGCGCAAAGGAACGAAUGCAUACUGAUGAAUUUGAAUCUACCGUGUCAGAUCGGACCUGAGCGUUUUAAUCGAUGUCGGAGUUUUAUCUCUGGAUAUAAGCCGAAUCCUCCUCCUCCUCCUCAGCUGAACGGAAAGACCUCAUCAAAGAGGCAAAUUAUGCCAGCAGUACCAGAGUCGCUGUCUCUGGUGACGUGCCAGCCUGUUGGUGAGACCCUUCGCUCCAGCACCCACCCCUGUGCCCUCUCCCCUGGCAGGCCCAUGCUGGUGGACGCCCCGCUCAGGCCCACGCCCGCACCAUGAGCGCCAACGGCCCUGCUCCGCGUGCUGCGACUCCUGCCGCACCCCCCGCAGCCUCCGUGCCUGUAUCGUCAGUGGUACCGGUCGGCUCGCUGGCCCAGAAGAAGCGGCAGCAGUAUGCCAAGAGCAAAAAACAGGGCAGUUCGGCCAACACGCGGGCACAGAGAGCUCUCUUCUGCCUCAACCUCAACAAUCCCAUCCGCCGGGCCUGUAUCAGCCUCGUGGAAUGGAAGCCAUUUGAUAUCUUUAUAUUGAUAGCGAUUUUCGCCAACUGUAUGGCCUUAGCUGUAUACAUCCCCUUUCCCGAGGAUGAUUCCAACUCAACCAACCACGACCUGGAAACAGUCGAAUAUGCCUUCCUUAUCAUUUUCACUAUCGAAACCUUCCUGAAGAUCAUAGCGUACGGCUUGGUGAUGCAUCAGAACGCGUAUGUCCGAAACGGAUGGAACAUGCUGGAUUUCGUCAUUGUCGUCAUAGGAUUGUUUAGUGUUGUCUUGGAAAUUUUGACCAAAGAUGUGGAGAAGGAUUCUGUGAGCCACCCACCCGUUCACGGCCAUGGAGGGAAACCAGGAGGUUUCGAUGUCAAAGCCCUCAGAGCCUUUCGAGUGCUGCGACCACUUCGCCUGGUCUCAGGAGUGCCCAGUUUACAGGUGGUGCUGAACUCCAUCAUUAAAGCCAUGGUUCCCCUCCUCCACAUUGCCCUGCUGGUUCUGUUCGUUAUCAUCAUCUACGCCAUCAUCGGUUUGGAGCUUUUCAUUGGAAAAAUGCAUGCUUCCUGUUACUUUCAGGGAACAGAAAUAAUAGAGGACGAACCCGCACCGUGUGCUGUUAACGGUCAUGGCCGCACAUGCCCCAUUAACGGCACCGUUUGUAAGGAGGGCUGGCAUGGCCCCAACGGAGGCAUCACGAACUUCGACAACUUCAUGUUUGCCAUGCUCACUGUGUUUCAGUGCAUUACCAUGGAGGGCUGGACUGAUGUGCUCUACUGGAUGAAUGAUGCUAUGGGGUUGGAGCUGCCCUGGGUGUACUUUGUGAGCUUGGUCAUCUUCGGCUCUUUCUUCGUCUUGAACCUGGUUCUGGGUGUGUUGAGCGGAGAGUUCUCCAAAGAGCGAGAGAAGGCGAAGGCUCGUGGAGAUUUCCAAAAGCUACGAGAGAAACAGCAGCUGGAGGAAGAUCUGAAAGGUUAUCUGGACUGGAUCACGCAAGCCGAAGACAUCGACCCUGAGAAUGAAGAGGAAGAUGAGGAAAGCAAACGCAACCGGGUUACGUUGGCCAGCCUGAUGGAGAAGAAGAAGAAAGGGUUUAGCUGGUUCAGCCAGUCCUCUGACACUCAUGCAAGCAUGCCGGCGAGUGAGACCGAAUCCAUGAAUACAGAAAAUGAGAAAGGAGAAGAUGAGAAGGCGACAUGUUGCGGCCCAACAUGUCAAAAAAUCUCAAAAUCAAAGUUCAGUCGGCGCUGGCGUCGCUGGAACCGGUUGUGUCGAAGGAAUUGUCGUUUGGCUGUGAAAUCUGUGCCAUUCUAUUGGCUGGUGAUCAUCUUGGUGUUCCUCAACACUUUGACUAUCUCUUCAGAGCAUUACAACCAACCCAUGUGGCUCACACAAGUCCAGGAUGUGGCCAAUAAAGUGCUGCUGGCCCUGUUCACGUGCGAGAUGUUGGUGAAGAUGUACAGUCUGGGUCUGCAGGCUUAUUUCGUGUCUCUGUUUAAUCGCUUUGACUGCUUUGUGGUGUGCGGAGGCAUCACAGAGACAAUCCUAGUCGAGUUUGAGGUUAUGUCACCUCUCGGCAUCUCAGUGUUUCGGUGUGUGCGACUUCUCAGGAUCUUUAAAGUCACACGUCAUUGGGCAUCUCUCAGUAACUUGGUGGCAUCUCUGCUGAACUCCAUGAAGUCCAUCGCUUCUCUACUGCUGCUGCUCUUCCUCUUCAUCAUCAUCUUCAGCCUCCUCGGUAUGCAGGUGUUUGGUGGCAAGUUUAACUUUGACGAGACCCAAACGAAGAGGAGCACCUUUGACAACUUCCCUCAGGCCUUGCUCACUGUGUUUCAGAUUCUGACUGGUGAAGACUGGAAUGCCGUCAUGUACGAUGGAAUUAUGGCGUACGGCGGCCCAUCAUCGUCAGGAAUGAUCGUGUGCAUCUACUUCAUCAUUCUCUUCAUAUGUGGAAAUUACAUUCUUCUCAAUGUGUUCUUGGCUAUCGCUGUGGACAACCUUGCUGAUGCAGAGUCUCUGAACACAGACAACGAUGAUAAAAAGAAAUGUGAUGAAAUUUAUGAAAUUGAAGAUGAUGUCAAGCCUGAAGAGGAGGAUGAGAAAGACAAUGCAGAGGAGGAUGAAGAAGAGCCGGACGUUCCUGCGGGGCCCCGCCCAAAGAUCUCAGAGCUGGUUAAGAAGGAGAAAAUCACUCCAAUCCCAGAGGGCAGUGCGUUCUUCAUCUUUAGCAACACAAACCCAAUUCGUGUGGCGUGCCACAAGCUGAUAAACCACCACAUCUUCACCAACCUCAUCCUUGUCUUCAUUAUGCUAAGCUCCGCCUCCUUGGCAGCUGAGGACCCAAUCAGAAACUUCUCUGCCCGGAAUAUUAUACUUGGUUACUUUGACUAUGCUUUCACGGCUAUCUUUACUGUAGAGAUCGUGUUAAAGAUGACCACGUAUGGCGCGUUCCUCCACAAGGGGGCCUUCUGCAGAAACUACUUUAAUCUUCUAGAUCUGCUGGUGGUCGGCGUGUCGCUGGUGUCCUUCGGAAUUCAAUCGUCGGCCAUCUCAGUGGUGAAGAUACUGAGGGUUCUGAGGGUGCUGCGUCCACUCAGGGCCAUAAACAGAGCUAAAGGACUGAAGCAUGUGGUCCAGUGUGUGUUUGUGGCUAUCAGGACUAUCGGAAACAUCAUGAUUGUCACCACGCUGCUACAGUUCAUGUUUGCCUGCAUUGGUGUACAGCUCUUCAAGGGGAAGUUUUACCGCUGUAAUGAUGACACCAAGACCAUCCCAGAAGAGUGCAAGGGAACGUAUAUCCUGUAUAAGGAUGGAGACGUGAACCAGCCGUUCAUUCAGAAGCGCCACUGGCACAACAGCGAUUACAACUUUGAUAACGUGCUCAUGGCUAUGAUGGCUCUAUUCACAGUGUCCACGUUUGAAGGCUGGCCAGCGUUGUUGUACAAGGCCAUAGACUCCAACCGGGAGAACAUGGGUCCGAUCUACAACUACCGUGUGGAGAUUUCCAUCUUCUUCAUCAUUUACAUCAUCAUCAUCGCCUUCUUCAUGAUGAACAUCUUCGUGGGUUUCGUCAUUGUGACCUUUCAGGAGCAGGGAGAGAAAGAGUACAAAAACUGUGAGCUGGACAAGAACCAGCGUCAGUGUGUGGAGUACGCGUUAAAAGCGCGUCCUCUCAGGAGGUACAUCCCAAAGAACCCGUAUCAGUAUAAGUUCUGGUACGUGGUGAACUCCACCGGCUUCGAGUACAUCAUGUUCGUCCUGAUCUUACUCAACACCAUCUGUCUCGCUGUUCAGCAUUACGGUCAGUCCGAGAUGUUCAAUUAUGUUAUGGACAUCUUGAAUAUGGUCUUCACCGCCGUCUUCACUGUGGAGAUGGUGCUCAAACUGAUUGCCUUCAAACCCCGGCAUUAUUUCACUGACGCAUGGAACACGUUUGAUGCCUUAAUUGUUGUCGGUAGCGUCGUAGAUAUUGCUAUCACAGAAGUCAACCCCACAGAGGCACCUCAGGUGGAUGAGACGGGGAACACUGAAGACAGCGCUCGCAUUUCAAUCACCUUCUUCCGUCUUUUCCGAGUGAUGCGAUUGGUCAAGCUACUGAGCAGGGGGGAGGGCAUUCGAACCCUCCUCUGGACCUUCAUCAAGUCCUUCCAGGCCCUGCCGUAUGUCGCUUUGUUGAUAGCCAUGCUCUUCUUCAUCUAUGCUGUCAUUGGCAUGCAGAUGUUUGGGAAAGUUGCCAUGGUGGACCACACACAAAUCAACAGGAACAACAACUUUCAAACCUUCCCUCAGGCUGUGCUUCUGCUCUUCAGGUGUGCAACUGGUGAAGCCUGGCAGGAGAUCAUGUUGGCGUGUAUGCCAGGGAAGCUGUGUGACCCCGAGUCGGACUAUAAUCCAGGAGAAGAGAUGACCUGCGGGAGCAGCUUUGCUAUUGUCUACUUCAUCACCUUCUACAUGCUCUGCGCCUUUCUGAUCAUUAACCUGUUUGUGGCUGUCAUCAUGGACAACUUUGACUAUCUGACCCGUGAUUGGUCGAUUCUGGGGCCACAUCAUCUCGAUGAGUUCAAGAGGAUUUGGUCAGAGUAUGAUCCAGAGGCCAAAGGCAGAAUAAAACAUCUUGAUGUAGUGACGUUGCUGCGCCGUAUUCAGCCGCCACUUGGUUUCGGGAAACUCUGUCCUCAUAGAGUCGCCUGCAAGAGGCUGGUGGCUAUGAACAUGCCUCUGAACAGUGACGGCACUGUCAUGUUUAAUGCAACACUCUUUGCUCUUGUUAGAACUGCGCUGAAGAUCAAAACAGAAGGUAACCUAGAGCAGGCGAAUGAAGAGCUCAGAGCUGUGAUUAAGAAGAUCUGGAAAAGAACAAGCAUGAAACUUCUGGAUCAAGUGGUGCCCCCUGCUGGUGAUGAUGAGGUAACGGUGGGGAAGUUCUAUGCCACUUUCCUGAUACAGGACUACUUUAGGAAAUUCAAGAAACGCAAAGAGGAAGGCCUGGUGGGCGUUCACCCAGCACAGAACAACACCGCCGUCGCCCUGCAGGCUGGCCUUCGUACGCUGCAUGACAUUGGGCCAGAAAUCCGCCGUGCGAUAUCAUGUGACCUGCAGGAUGAUGAGCUAGUAGACUUUAUGCCAGAGGAGGACGAAGAAAUUUAUAGGCGGAAUGGGGGACUCUUUGGCAACCACAUUAACCAUGUAAAUGGUGAUACCCGAAGAAGCUCCGGCCAUCAGACAAACGCCACACAGCGCCCCCUGCAGGUACAGCCGCCCCCACAUUAUGCCCACAUGGAGCAGCCUGUGGGGCGCCUGGGUCGUGCCAACAUUAUGGCGCAGCAAAACCAUCAUCGCCACCACCACCACCAUCAUCAUCAUCACAACUCCUACAACAAGUCGCCCAAGUCUACCAACAUCAACCUCAACAACGCCAAUGUGUCAAGUCUACCCAACGGAGGACACAAUCGUUACUAUGAGCAUAUGCCUGCUAACGGUUACCCGGGAUCGUACUAUGGAGAAUAUGACAAGCCCAGGACCCCACAUGGUCAAAGAAGGCGCUACUAUGAGACGUAUAUUAGAUCGCAGGACAAUGACAGAAGGCGACCCACUAUACGCCGCGAAGAGGAGUACGAAGAAGAUCAUUACACUGGAGAGUACUACAGUGGAGAUGAGUUUUACGAAGAUGACAGCAUGCUGUCGGGUGACAGGUACCCCAACAGUGACCAGGAGUACGAGACACCACGGGGUUACCAUCAUCCUGACAGCUGCUAUGAGGAUGACGAGCAGCCCCUUUAUCAUGAUUCACAUAGGUCACCAAAGAGAAGACUGCUUCCUCCAACACCGCAAGGUAAUCGGAGACCAUCGUUUAAUUUCGAGUGUCUGCGCAGACAGAGCAGUCAGGAUGAUCUUCCUCACCAGCGUACUGCUCUUCCAUUACAUCUCAUGCAACACCAGGUGAUGGCAGUAGCGGGUCUCGACUCCAGCAGGGCUCACAGGCUUUCACCGACUCAAUCUACUAGAUCAUGGGCAUCACCUCCUCCCACUCCUGCAAGUAAAGACCGGACGCCGUACUACACACCGCUUAUCCGCGUGGACCGUCCUCUGAGGGACAGCGCCCACAGCAGUCACUCAUCCAUCAGGAAAAGCUCGUGGUAUACAGACGACCCCGAGUACCAGAGGAACUACUCACCCGUUCACCUGCAGGUCCCACCCGAGUAUAGAACCCAGUACCACCAAAAGAGAGGCAGCGCUACCAGCCUGGUGGAGGCAGUCUUGAUAUCAGAAGGACUGGGUCGAUAUGCCAAGGAUCCAAAGUUUGUGGCCGCCACGAAGCACGAGAUCGCAGAUGCGUGCGAGAUGACCAUCGACGAAAUGGAGAGCGCCGCCAGCCAUCUACUGAACGGGGGCAUUACGCAGGGUGUCAACGGCGUCGCUGUCUUUCCUAUAAUGAGCCACAGAGACUACGAGCUGCAAGAUGUCUCCGCUAGCUACAGUGACGAGGAACCAGAACUCGAACCCCGACCGCAGUAUGAGGAGGACCUGGCAGAUGAAAUGAUAUGCAUUACCACUUUAUAGCACUUGAUAAGCGGCUACUGCUGUUCCUCAGAAACUGAUCAGCAAAACAAACAAAUCGAAAUAUAGUAUAUUUACUGGCUUACUACCUAAAGAAGUGCCUUUACAGCAGAGCAGACAGGCACCAGAAGAACGGACGCAUUGCUGCCGCUUGCUCACUUCCUGCUCACACAGGAAUUUGGCAGUCAUGGCACCAGGGAGGAGCUUAGAACUCUGGAGGUAAACUUUAAUUGGCUGCUUGUACCGUCACUGCAGGAAAUGGACCAAUGAGCAGUGAGGGGAGGUACCCGGGGUGGGGGGUGGCAGGCUGUUUCCACGGUGAUGACAAUCAAACGAAUGUCAUUACCUCAGUCACUUUAUUAAGGGUUUUGCAUAUCAAGCACGUUGCAAGCUCAAUGCAAGCUAAGUACGGCAUAUCCCUCAACAAAGGCUUUAGUUUCGACGCGCCCCGUAUUUUAGUACCGUUUAAGGCAAAGUGCAUAUUUUAGAGAACAAACGCUAAUUCUACAACACUGGUUUACAAUAAGGAUAUCAUGCAGCUUGAUGGAUUUUGAGAGGAUUUCAGCAUUUGUGUUGAAUGCACUAGCAGACAGGUUAUUUUUUUAAUUUAGGAUAGCCUGUUUGAUAUUUCAUAAUAUGCUGUAAAUGACUUGUAAUAUAUAAAGGUAAAGAAAACUUUGUAAAGAGACAUAUAUUUUGUAAUUGUGUACUGUACAAAAAAAAAAAGAAAAGCAGCAAUAUUAAUCCUAAUUGAUGUUAUUGCAUUUCAAAAAAAGACUAAAUUCGGUGUUAUUUUAAUAGGUACUGUACUUUAUUAUUAAAUACUUUGCCUUUAUUCUUUUCUCAUAUGCAUUCUUACUUGUUUGUGAAAACCAUAGAACAAAAAAAAAGCCAAUUUUCUAUGAAGUUGAGUGUGUGACACACCCGCACAAGAUAUGCAAGUUGUUUUCUCAAUGUCCAUUUUCAUAAGCGGAACCGACGUAGUGUUCUUUUCAAAUUGACGGCAUGUAGUAUGGGUCAUGAGCGCUGACCCCCUUUAAGAGGAUUUUAGUAGGGCUUACAGAAUCAUGUCUUAAUCGCACUCUUGUGUGUGUGUAUAUUGAACGAGUCUGUUGAAUAGGACAUCUCGUUUUAAGGGUUCGUGUUUUGUGCAUAUUUUGUGCUGGGGUGGUGCACUGGAAGGUGCAAUGGUAAAUGCUUUUUGCAUUAACAAUGCUGCUUUAUUAGUCUGCAAUUAAACUAUAAGACCCUCACUAGGAACAUGCUGCCACUUUGAAAAGCCUGCUGCCACUGGCUGAUCUAGGAAUAACCCACUACUGCAAGGGUUUCAGAUUAGCAAAUCAUUUCCACUAAUGUAUUUAGGUGUUUUGAAUACUGAAAUCUUCCUUAAGUUUUAUAAUGAUGAUAAUUAUGAUGGUGAAAUGUGAUGGUGGGGGAGUUUUGGGUUGCUUGAAGUGCAUGUUCACAUCAUGAAUCCUUAAAGGAAACAGUUCAGGCAAAAAUGAAAAUCCUGUCUUUAUUCACUCACCUUCAAAUUGUUUUGUUCUCAACUGAAAAUGUUGUGUUCUGGAAGUAAAAACUCAUUCAUUUUCUCCAUAGGGAAAUAGAUUUUUAAUGAUAACUUAUAAAUCUUUAACGACAGUCCUGAGCCAUAAGGUUGUUAAUCGAUAAUCCAUAAUCGAUACACUAUGCUGUCGAGAUAUAUAUAUAUAUAUAUAUGCAUAUUUUGCAAGAAACUCACAUACAGUUUCUAUAGAUAUAACAGACUAGUCAAUAGUUAUAUAUGUAUUUCUCCAUUGUUUUUAAUUCAAUUGUCUUUUGCAGUGUUUCAUGGAAUACUUUUUCUUUGAAUAAAGGUUUGUAAUGUGCAACCUCAGCUGGUUGAUUUGAUUCGUGGAUUAUAAUGCUUUAAUGAAACUUUAAAGGAAUCUUUAUGGGGGGACAAAUUAUUCUAGAACCAACAUAAAACAUAAAGUGGGCCACUAAAGCAAUCUAUAGAAAAAUAUAUUUUUUAUAAUUUUCAUGCUCAAAAGUUAUUAUAUUGCAAUCCUCUAUUUAAAACAGUAGAAUAAGAUAAAAAUUUUACACAUAAAAAUGCAAUGAAAGUCUUUGACUAAAAGCAUCUUCCAGAUGCAUUAAUGUCAUGUAAUAGUAAACACAUGCUAACUGUACAUUGCAACUUAGAGUUAGAAUGAAUGCAUUUACACAGAUACAAAUACGACUGUAUGCUUUAAUACUUAUGCUUGAGGUAGGACAGAGCAGGCUUAAUCCACUCUGGUUUUUAUGCUGCAUUACGUGUUUACACAGAAUUCUGAGCAGGCACAGAGCAAAUGGCAUAAAAUGCCUGAAAUAAAAAUACUGUACUGGGUAAAAAAAUAAACAAAACACUUGGACAGUUCAUUAAGAAGUAGUAAGAAUUUGCAUUUGAAAGUUAAGGGUGAGCAAAUAAUGACACAAUUUUCAUUUUUGGGUGCACUAUCCCUUUAAGCAGGACAAGAAACUAGUUAAGCAAUACUGCCCCCCCCCCCUUUUAUUUUUUUUAUUUUACUCUUUCGUUUGUUCUUUCUUUUCACCUCUCACUUCAGCUCUGGCUUCUGGAAAUACCUCUUUUAGUGCAGGGGAAACAUAUCAACAUUUGAAGCGUCCUUUUUGUUGUGUAUUGGUUUUUUUUGCCUAUAAAGUGUUGUAAAUCCAUCCUUAGGCCUCAACAAGGUACUCAAUUCAAUUGACCUUUUGACAUUUUUGACAAAGUAAUGGGCAAAAAAAAUAAAAGUUGGACUGCAAAGACCACUGCCUUGAAGUGUAAAGCUUCAGUACAGUUUAAAUAAAGGGAAACGUGGGGCUGGUUGAAAUUCUUGUGCUUGAGUGUUAUUGAUCUCUUGUGUUUUGGAAGAGUACUGUGCUUUUCAGUCAACCGAAUACUGUCAUGAAACACUGCGUGUGCACAUCUGAAAGGGCUCUCUGAAAUGAUCCGUGCGAGAAAAAAAAAAAGAAAAAAAAAAGAUGUUGUGUUCUGGUCUUCAUGUCAAUUAUACUUAUAUCUUGUAAACGGACCAAUGCACAUUCUUGGCACAUUGUACUAUUCGUAGCAAUUACUGGUAAGGACAAUAAAAUAUGCAUUAUUUAUAUAAUAAACAAAAGAAAAAACUUUUUCAAAAAAAAAAAAAAAAAACUAAAGACUUAACUUUUACCUCGUGUCAGGGACUCCUGAAAAGAAAGAAUAAAAUUUGGUUUCUUAAUAUACCAAUGGGAUUUUACUAUUAGCACAUUGCUGUUCGUCUUUGCACAAAUUACUGUAAUGUGCAAUUUGUUUUCCCCUGUUUUCUAUUCAUAUUUUGUGUAUCAAGAUGGGCGAAUUUUGUACUUUUUUCUGUGACUGUGCGUACAGUUUAGUGAUAAUAUAUUUGUCAUUUACAUUUCACCUUUCAGUGCUGGGACAAAAAGAAGGAAGGAAAAAAAGGUGCACUCCUCUGUAUCGUUAACGUUGAUUUGUUGACAAAAAAAAAAAAAAAAAAAACCUUGAAAAAAGUAUUAUACAAGUUUUCAGAGCCACAUCUGUUGAUUAUCACAUUUACAUCUAGAGUUGUUGCUACUACUAUUAUACUUUUUCUUAUUAAUGCUGUAAGGAAACAUAAGUUUCUAGUGUAACAUAUGUACAGAAGUAAUGGAACGAUGCGUGGUGAUGUUCUCCAUUUGAAAGUCUUUAUCUUUGCUCUGUUAUGGUUUCUAUUUCAUGAAGAAAAAUAAAAAGGGGUUUUCUUCGUA
Messenger RNA from Carassius gibelio (silver crucian carp), 10439 nucleotides. RefSeq names its product voltage-dependent L-type calcium channel subunit alpha-1D-like. Gene Ontology annotation, cellular component: membrane; voltage-gated calcium channel complex. The record is from RefSeq and is a predicted model, not a curated record. The transcript is spliced from 49 exons. Gene Ontology annotation, biological process: calcium ion import across plasma membrane. Bases 408 to 6677 code for a protein of 2089 amino acids. Gene Ontology annotation, molecular function: high voltage-gated calcium channel activity. Lineage: Eukaryota; Metazoa; Chordata; Actinopteri; Cypriniformes; Cyprinidae.